Messenger RNA from Notolabrus celidotus (New Zealand spotty), 2632 nucleotides. RefSeq names its product EPS8-like 3b (gene eps8l3b). NCBI's taxonomy places the organism in Eukaryota, Metazoa, Chordata, Actinopteri, Labriformes, Labridae. The transcript is spliced from 20 exons. The coding region runs from base 164 to 2149 and encodes 661 amino acids. Gene Ontology annotation, cellular component: ruffle membrane; vesicle; plasma membrane. Gene Ontology annotation, molecular function: actin binding. The record is from RefSeq and is a predicted model, not a curated record. Gene Ontology annotation, biological process: regulation of Rho protein signal transduction; Rho protein signal transduction; positive regulation of ruffle assembly.
UCACACUAAGCCGUGAGAGGAAUUAGAUGCUUACUGCUCCAACAGAUCAAGGUAGAAAAAUCUAUUCCAAAGGAGGAGAGGAUGACAGCGGAGCAGAGCUGACACUGACAGGUUGAAGAAGAGUGAUUUGUUCUAACUAGAGAAGGCAGGCACUGUUUUGAAAAUGUUUGGAAACACUGGACCUUUCUCUUAUGCCCCGAGGGGAUUCACACCAGAUGACAUCCCUCAGAUGAGACGAGCUAUCCUGCAAGAUGACUAUAAAAGUUCUCCUCUGCAGAGAAACAACAUGUCCAGACCCAGUGGAAGAUCAAUAUAUAUGCAGAGAAAGGAGUACUCAGAUGAGCUGAACAGAAAACCUGACAACCUUCAUGUCAGAGUGGAGCACCUGUUCACCUGUGAGCUGGACGGCCAGGAGGUGAAGACAGUGGAAGGCUGCGUUGCAAAGCUCAAAAGGCUGGAUGCUAAAGGCCGCGUGUGGUCUCAGGAGAUGAUCAUGGAGGUUCAGAGGGGAUAUCUGCUGCUCAGCGACAUUGAGACAAAGGCCGAGCUGGAGGUGCUGCCUCUGGCCUCAAUCCUGCAAAUCAAAGCUGUGCUGGACAGCUGCGCCUACAACUCUCUGCUGACGAUCACUGUGGCGGAGAGAAAUAAAAGCCUCUCCCAGGUCUACAUGUUCCAGUGUGAGGAGACUGGGGCGAAGCUCAUCAAGACUGACCUUGAGAAGGCUGUUCAAAGAGGAGGAGAUGUGGAUGUGGAGCCACGCAGGGAGCAGCCUGACAUCAGGAGUGAUCUGGAGAAUUUGAUUGGGCAACAUGGUCCAGGAAGUUUCCGACAGGCUGGCCAGCGUCCCAUUCAGAGAGAGAGAAGCCCACCACCUCCACUUGACCACCCACCCCCUCGGUGGAUCAGCAGAGAGCCAGAAAAUAUGCCGCCUCCACGAGGCUACAACCCACACGAACCUCUAGACCCACCUGAUUUCUACGAUUCACAGAUGAGUCAAGAGGUCCCUUUUUUACCUGAGCUUACAGACUCAGAGAGGAACACGGAAAUUUUAAAUCACAUCAUAAUUGAUAUGGAGAUCUUUAUGCAAAAAGUUGCUGCUGCAGCAAACCCACCAGCACAGCAGGAGAACAAGAACAAGAAGAAAAUGGGGCUUAUGAUGAAAAAAUCAAAGAAAAAAGCUGCCAGUCUGCCAUCCUGGCCGGAGUAUACCUCUUGUCUUCAGAAAUUCAAAUAUGGCUUCAAUCUGCUGGGCCAGCUGGACGGGACACUGACUAGCCCCACUGCUCCUGAUUUUGUCCACAUCUUCUUCACUUGUUUAGAGAUGAUAUUAUCUCAGUAUCCUCCAGACCUGACGGCUUCUGUGGUGUCCCCUCUGCUGACGGUGUCGGCCUUGCGACUGCUCAGUCAGGUGGUCAGCCCAGAGGAGGACGACCUGUGGAGGUCUCUGGGAGAUUCCUGGAACAUCCCUAGGUCCAGAUGGCCGGAUGACGACAUCCCGCUUUACAUCCCAGACUUCUACGAUGGGUGGCAGCCGCCUCCUUCUUCAGGCAUGUCUGCCCAGCUCCCUUAUCAGAAUGGUCCAUCGAGAAGCAACAGCCAGCACUUUGCUUCGGACUUUCGCCAAAUGGAGGAGCCCAUGUCCAACGGUCCAUGGAGCUCACCACCACCACCACCACAACCCAGUGAGCCUCCUCUUUACAUGCGGGUCAUUUACAACUUCAUGGCCAGAAACAACCGAGAGCUGAGCGUGAUGAAGGGUGAUGUGGUUCUGGUAAUUCAGAAAUCAAAGCAAUGGUGGCUUGUUCGCAACUCCGGUGAUGAGGAAGGGAACGUUCCUCAAAAUGUUCUGGAGCCAAUGGAGAGCGGCAGGCCCAUGGAAGAACAACAACGGGGCAGAGGUGCAGUGACACUGGACGCGACUUCUUCACCUGCAGAUGUCAGAGCCUGGCUGAACUUUAAAGGUUUCUCUAAGCUCACGGUGAGCACACUCGGAGUGCUCAGUGGUAAGCUGCUUCUUGGAAUGUCAAAGGGUGAGAUCAGGACUGUGUGUCCAGAGGAGGGAGGAAAGGUCUUCUUCCAGCUUCAGGCUGUUAGGUCAGCCAUUGCACUCGCAAGUGAGCCAUCAGACCUAUACAAUGGUCGCUACUAAGAAAACAUGAGUGCUUCUUCAUCUUUUCUCAUGAAACUUCAUCUACUCAACAUCUGGAACUAUUGGUGUCUGAUCUUGUCAUGAUUUGUACAAUUUUGUGUAGGUGGCUGCCUUCUCAGCCUUUAUUUAAGAGAAACAACUUUGUGAAUAAAACCUCUACUAUUGAUGGCUUAACAUAAAAAAAAUACAGCAUAUUAUUUUAAUUAUUGUAACAUUGUAAUUAUGAUGUACUUCUUCAUAUUUCAUGUGUAGUUAUCCUAAAUUUGAUCAAACCAAACAGAAAAUCAAUCUGACACUAAUGUUAGACUGAAAUAAAAACCAUGUGUUUCUCAACAUGUACAACUGUACACCCUGUUGUAUUUUUCUCAGAUUGAUUUGUAGAUGUGCUUUGUACAUAAACAGGGAUGUUGAAAUUGACUAUCAAACUGAAAGAAUCUAUUCAGAACGACUUUAAUUCAUCAAUAAAACUCUGUUCAAGAUGCA